Pollicipes pollicipes is the source of this 6266-nucleotide messenger RNA. Its product is annotated as proteasome activator complex subunit 4. Lineage: Eukaryota; Metazoa; Arthropoda; Thecostraca; Pollicipedomorpha; Pollicipedidae. Gene Ontology annotation, cellular component: cytosol; nucleus. Gene Ontology annotation, molecular function: proteasome binding; peptidase activator activity. Bases 68 to 5671 code for a protein of 1867 amino acids. Gene Ontology annotation, biological process: proteasomal ubiquitin-independent protein catabolic process. The transcript has 34 exons. The record is from RefSeq and is a predicted model, not a curated record.
GUAGGCAGAAAAGUCGCUUGUAGUGGAUGGUGCCGCGGUAACUACUGAAGCUGGUGGAACCACUAAGAUGGAGUGUACUGUUGCACCUCUUCAAGAGCUCGGGGACCCGUCGGUGGCCGCCGCGUCCGCCCUCGCCAUGGACAUGGACGACAGCGACCAGGAGGAGUUCGACUGGGAGAAGGACGCCGACAGCCAGGAUGAGGUGUCGGAGGGCGAGUCCCGGCUCGGCUUCCGGCCGCAGAAGCGUAUGCCCUCGCUGCGCCACCUGCCGUACAGCACCGCCCUGGAGCGCGAGGCGGCCGACAACCUGGCCAAGAUUAAGCUGAACAUGGCGGUGGCGCUCACCGGCGACGACACGCACGGCUUCCAGAUCUACACCAGCCGACUGGGCGUGUACCUGCAAGUUUACCACCUCUUCAUGUCCAAGGAGGACCACAUCCUGUUCAUCCAGAUGUACCUGAAGAUGAUCCAGCGGUCGCCGACCGACUAUAGAAAUGUGGACGCCUGCAGCAAGAUGGUGAUUCGACUGCUCAAGAAAGUGAAGCGGAACCUGAGCCGGGACGACCUGGAGAUCCAAUGGCGUCCCAUCUACGACCUGUACAAGAGCUUCACCAGGCACCCCUUCCGCACUAUGAGGCUCAACUUCUAUCUCGACACGACGCCUCGCUAUGUUAAGAACAUGGCGCGCCUUUGCCGGAGCUUCUUCCCGACGGAGGCGACGGCCGAGAUCCUGGCGGAGCUGCUGCCCGAGCUGUGCCCGUUCGACAGCGCCGCCACCUGGGUGCUCGAGUGUCUGGAGGUGUUUCUGCCGACUGACCUGCCGCCGGCGCUCUACGACCGCGGCUGGCGGCUGUGGCUGCCGCAGCUCUCCGGCCUGCUCUCGCUGUUGGAGAACGGCGGCGCCUGGGACCAGUCUCUCUGCCUGCUGAUGGCGCGUCUGGCGUUCGAGAACCCCGGCCAGGUGGACUGGUCGGACCUGCUGCCCGAGGUGUUCUCCCGGCUGCUGCGCGCCUUCGGGCUGCCCAUCUCCUACAAGGGCGUCGGCUCGCACCGCGCCAACGUUCACGUCAUACCGGCGCUCACCUCCUGGAUCAUCGGCAUGCUGGGCGGCGGCGGUGAAGCACAGGCCUACCUGGACCGCCUGCUGGAGGCGCUCGAGUCGUACUUCUACGCGUCCAACGCCGGAACCUGGCAGGAGCCACUGAGCCACUUCUUGAACAAUGUCUGCGCCGUCUUCGUCCGUCGCUAUCAACAGUCAUCAUGCAUGGAAGUCAUCAUGACUCGGUUCCGCUUCAGGGAACGCUUCAAGAAGGCCUCCUGGAGCCACUACACGGCCGAGGGCCAUGAGCUGACCGACGAUGACGUCACACGCUUCGUGCAAGGCGUGCUGCCGUGCGCGCUGCUCGGUAUCUACUCCUGGACGCACAGCCACCACGCCAACAAGUGCCUGCGGGCGCUGGCGCAGCUGCGGCCCGACCUGGUCAUCCCGCCCGUCAUCGACAGUUUCCACCAAUCGCUGGAGUCGAUCACGGAGCCGCACCGACUGACGUCGACCAUGAAUGCUGUGAGCGCGGUGCUGCGCACCAUGACCGAGACGGGGCCGCGGCCAGAGGUGGUGCCCCUGCUGCAGAUGGUGCUGCCUGGCAUCGACCCCAACGACAAGCUCAAAACCAUGUGCACGUUCGUGCUGAUCGACCGGCUGGCCGACAUGAUCACGUUCGUCGACUGCUCCAGCGCGGCCGAUAACCCCGAGCUGACCGAGAUGGAGCAGCAGGUGUGCCUGCAGACAGCCGGCAUGGAGGACGUGGUGCUGCAGCUGCUGUCGCGCUUCUUGGCACUGCUCGAGCCCAACAGCCAGGAGGGCAACUCGCGGCCCGACCAGCAGCGCCAGCGCGUCAGCCAGGAGGAGGGCGUGCUGCUCACCGUGCUGCGCACCUCCUGCUUCAGCAUCCUCAACAAGGCGUCGCCGGAGAUCCAGCGCUGCGCCGUGCUCAAGCUGCGCGACGUCAUUGUGGGCCGCAUUUUGGAGACGCGCGUCUCCGGCAAGCUGGCCGCUGUGCUCCUGUGCGGCGCCAUCAUGGCGAACCCGGAGAUGGGCCUGCGCACGCUGAUCCCGCCGGUGGUGGAGACCAUCCUGGAGCUAUCUGAGGACGUGCAGACCGAGGAGAAGCUGGAUCAGGAGCUGCUCUUCAACAUGCUCCUGCUGAAAGAGAUGGUGUGCUCGUGCGGCCAGUGGCUGCUGCCGUACCGGGAGCGGCUGGAGCAGGUGCUGGAGCGGGGCCGUCACCUGGCCUGCCCGGAGGGCGCCGAGCUGACGGCCGACCUGCUGCACAGCCUGCUGACCGGCCUGCUGGGCACCUACAUCACCGACCACGGCGACUGGCGCCGCCGGCUGGCCGACGCUCACAACCGGCACCUCAUCGUCCGGGAGUGGGGCAAGUGCACGGACAUGAAGUCGCUGGAGCUGCGCUGGCACGUGCCGUCCGAGGAGGAGGUGGAGUGGGCCGCCGCGCUCGUGCAGAAGUUCGUCGUGCCCGAGCUGGACGAGAUGGACCGUUUCAUGGAGGACACGAGUCGGCUAAACAAUGAGCAGCUGCUGUGCCGCCUCAGCCUGCUGCACCUCGGCCUCAAGGGUGCCUGCUACGGCCUGCCGCCCAUCGACGACGCUACCAUCAACCUCUGGAACUGCGCCGUCGACCUGAGCCCGCUGUCGAUCGAGACGGGCGCCGUGGUGCUGCCGCGCGCCGAGCGGCUGCGCGCGCGCGCCCUGGACGUCAUGCACCGGCUGGUGGCGCGGCUCACCGACGACCGGCCCGACGACACCAAGUCGCUGGGCAAAGUCUGCCAGAUUCUGGCAACGGCCAUGUUCCACUUCGGUGUGAGGCGGGACGAGAAUGACGCCGAGAUGAAGAUGAUGUUCAAGAGUCGCGCCUCGCAGGGCAAGGACUUCGGCCCCAAGAAGUACUCGAGUCGCAUGCUGGCCGCGUGGGUACAGCUUCAGCACAACCAGCGUGUCAUCUUCAGUCACGUCACGCCGCUGACGGACACGUUGAAGGUGGUGAUGGAGGACGUGCUGAAGCUCUCCACCAACCGAUACAGCUACGUGCGGCAGCUGGCGCAGAGCGUGCUCGUCAUGUGCAUGCAGAACUCGAGUCAGGCCUACAUGGCCCUGUGGCCGCGCCUGGUGGAGAUGCUGCAGACGCCCGACCUGUCGCACGAGCAGCUCAAGGGCCUGCUGCACGUGGUGCUGGGGCCGGGCAGCCACUCACUGCUGCGCGUGCACAACUGGCCGAUGGCGGCGCAGCUGUGGCCGGCGCUGCUGACGUGCGUCGGCUCCGAGAAGGACUCGAUCGUCGUGCUGAUGGAGCGGCUGCGCAAGGAUACUGACCUGUACGAGGCGGUGCCGCUCCAGCUGACGAUGUCUGCCGAGUGUCUGCCGCUGGUGCCGCGGCUCUGGUCCAGCGCGCCGGUGGCGCCCGGCUCCCGGCCGCCGCCGCCGGCCGUCAGCCCGGCCGCCGCCGACCGGCUGCGCGAGGAGAGCGCGCUGAACCGGCGCUGCUACGACGCACUGCUGGACCGACUGCUCUCGCUGAUGGAGUCCGGCACGCUACACUGGCGACGGAACGAGCUUUGUCUGGAGUUUGUCAGCCUUCUGGUGCGGCCCGACGUGCCUGUGCCGGCCCGUGUGGUCCGCUUCUGCCUGCAGAACCUCCUGCACACUUCCAUCUUCGUCAGAAAGAGCUCGAUGCUGGGCCUGGCUGCCAUCCUGAAGCAGCAGAAGCGGCGGCACGAGACGGUACCGGUGACGCCGAGCACCGUGGCGCAGCGGCCGGCGCGGCCCUGGCCGCCGCUGCCGGCCGGCGACGCCGCCUGGCGCGGCUGGCGCCAGUUCGGCGAGCGCACCGACAACCUCUGGAUGCAAUACGACAGCGCCACGGUGCCGCGCGACGCCAAGCAGUGGGCCGUGGCCCGCUAUGUGCACAAGAUGAAGUGGGGCUACUCGUGGUGGCCGCGCGAGCUGCGCCUGUACCGGCAGCAACCGCAGCUGCAGGAGAAGCCGGCCGACGAGGGCGAGGCGGUGCGCGCCGUUCGGGAGUUCUUCAGUAACGCCGAGUCGGUAGCCAAGCUGGUGGGCUUCCUCAGCCUGGAGGAGCACAAAGGCAGGGACGUGUUCGCCGAGACUACCUUCAUCGUAUUUAAGGGUCUGUUCCGUAACCACGGCGAGGAGCUGCUGGAGGUGUUCAAGCCACACCUGGACCGGCUGAGCAAGGAGGUGACCGAGAGCUCACAGAAGUGUCUCUGCGAGAUUGUGGCAGGCGUGAUCCGCGGCAGCAAGCACUGGUCCUUCGAGUCCGUGCAGCGUAUGUGGGAGUACCUGCUGCCGCUGCUGCGGUCCUGCAUCGCUAAGAUCAACCAGGAGACGGCCGAGAACUGGGCGGCCUGCAUCAACCACAGCGUGGCCGACCGGGACCCCAACCGGCACCACUGGCUCAUCGAGGAGAUGAUGCAGCCCGUGUUCGGACGUGACGAGUCGCUCUUCCUGCUCGGCAUCCGGCUCUUCCUGCUGACGAGCGUGAUCGGCGAGGUGGAGUGGCGCGGCGCCGAGCUGCUGCACCGGGUGCGCGACAUGGUGAUGCCGCACCUGGACCACCCGUACCAGAACAUCCGACACCGGCUCGGAGGCGUGCUGAGCAAGGUGUUCCAGCUGGACGUGUACGGCGGGCCGGCCUCGCUCAGCCCGCACUCCGACGCGCUGAUCGAGGCGGCGCUGCCCCAGCUCGACCUUCUGCUGGCCGCCGACGGACGCGCCAACGGCGGCGCGGCGGAGACGGGAGCGGCGCCGCUCAGCAGCGAGCGCCAGACGGCGCACCGGCUCCUCCAGACCGUGUGUCAGUACAUGCUGUGCGGCGCGAGCACGCGCCUGCUGCGCUUCGUCAGUCCGAAGCACCUGCAGCUGCUGCCCUACCUGUGCGCCAUGGAGUCGUACGACAUCGACCGCGACCUGCAGGCCGACUGCGUCCGGACACUGCACGCGCUGGCAGUGCUGCGGCACGACGGCGCGGCCAUGGCGGCGCUGCUGGCGGCCGUCGGUCGCGUCAUGGGCCAUGCCUACUGGCGCGUGCGCGUGGCCGGCCUGGCGUUCCUGCAGGCGGCCGCCUUCCACAACAUGUUCCUGCUGCUCCGCAACGGGCCGGCGGCGCUCACGGUGACGGAGCUGGUGGUACGCGGUCUCCACGACCAGCGCGUGGAGGUGCGCGAGAUGGCUGUCCAGGUGUUCUCGGGCCUGCUGCACUGCGGCUUCAUCGACAAGGCCCGCCAGCAGCAGCUGCGGGCCGACUUUGAGCAGAUGUCGGGCACGAGACUGCGCCAGCGCGGUGCCACCCCUGCCGACCACGUGGCCCAGCUGCGGCAGCGGCACACCGGCGUGCUCGGCCUGUGCGCCUUCGUCAACGCGGCGCCGUACGACGUGCCAGAGCACCUGCCGCAGACGCUGAUGAUCCUCGGCGACCACGUCAACGACCCGCCCCCCAUACAGACCACGAUCCGCAAGACCAUGAUGAACUUCAAGCGGACGCACCACGAGAACUGGCGCCAGCACCGGCAGAAGUUCACCGAUGAUCAGCUGACGGUGCUCACCGACCUGCUGGUGUCACCAUCCUACUACGCGUGAGGCGGCAGCCUGCCACGCGCGGCUGCCAGCUAGCCGAGCAGCUGACACUGCCCGGCCGUGGCACGGCGGCCCGGCCCUCUAACCCUCAGCGGACGGCCAGCCGGCCCGUCAGCUGUCCGCUGCCCGUCACAACACCCACGCCUGUCUGCACCGAGAGUUCCUGCUGACCUGUCUACGAGCGGCCGGGCUGCCGGUCAGCCCGCGGCCCCGCACCGCCCGACCCGACACAGCCCCGGUUCUCAGUUCACGUCCUUAGCCGACGCCGCCGACAACUGGCCCGAGCGGGCCGUCUGCCGCCGUGCGCGGACCCCCGCAGCGUCCCCGAGUCUUCAGAGGUGGCGGGCCUCGGCUGAGCGCCGCCGGUGGCGCCCACUACCUCGCCCUCCCAUUCCCCGGCGCGCGGUGGGGCUCCGCUGGCCGAGCCCCGUUUUAGCUGAUGACGCCACGCGCGCUGCCCGUGGGGGCGGCGCGCGGCGGCUUACCGGCGGCUCGCCCCAAUGGCGCGCCGCCGCACGUUAUAUUAUCAUGUAGUUUUGCAAAUUGUUUGAUAUCUUUAUCUAUGAGAGUUGGUGACACGAAUAUAAAGACGUCAGAG